GCGGACAUUUGUGUGAGUCUGUUCGUGGCACUGGUCCAGUACUACGAGAGACUGGUCAAUGCCUGGCACCUUGGACUCAUCCUCUGCAAACUGAGGGAGUUCGUGGCAGAGUUCACUCCCCAGACCAGCAUCGUCAUCAUGAUGGAGAUCGCCAUCGAACGAUACAUCGCCAUAACUCGACCCCUUUCCGCCUCAUCGGUGCUGAGCAGGCGAAAACUCAUUGUGGCGGCUGUCCUAGCGUGGGUUCUGCCAGCAAUUCUUUCGGGCCGAUUGCUGUUUUCGGUUACUCUCGUCGAACUGGAGUACAAUGGAUCCACGAACUGCUACAAUCCGGACAAACACAUUGAGAUAUACAUUGCAGAGACCCUGCUGUUCUACGCAGUCCCAUUGGCUGGUAUGACAGUCGUGUACUCGGUCGUGAUACGCCAGCUGCGAAACAGCAUCCGACAGCAGGCCAUUAUGAUUUCCGGUGCACACAGUGUGAAAACUUCAUCAAAAGCUGAGAAGAGCAGCACGAUCAACGAUUCUCUCAACUCUGACAGGGACGAAACUGACCGAGCAAAUCCGAACCGGCUACAAGUGCACACUACAUCUCAUCACAGAAGCAACUGCAAACUACAGUCUUCGCAACCAGUGUCACGACAAACCAAUCAAACCAGUCAGCUUCACUCGGCUAAAAGCCGAAUGAACGUCGUGUCCAUGCUCGCACUGAACGUCAUGCUGUUCGCAAUUUUCACCUUCCCCUUUCACUUUUCCCGACUCUAUAUAUAUUCAACGAGUCCUCGCGGCACAAUGAACCUGUUCGGAAGCGAACUGUUCGGGUUCCUAGUGGUCUCGAACUCAAUCGCUUUCCGAUGUCUCGAUUCGGCUCUGAACCCACUUGUAAUUAUCAUUCUUUCUCCUCGGAUCCGCUCGGCCAUUCGCCGACUGUUCUGCCGCCGAUGUAUUCGUGAACCGAGAGAAAACCGAGAACAGAUGCGAAGAGGCAGGCCAAUUCAGAUGCAGGAACCGACCAGGACUGGAACUACGAGCAGGUUUCCAAACAGCACCUACCAAAAUCAGGAGAAAUCGGCUCGAUCUAGAGACCCCUCUCAAGGAUCAUUUACGUUUGGCCAGAGUACUAGCUCUGUCGCGAAGUCAACAGUAUAAGUCUGGUUAUGCUUAUAGAACUUUGAGCAUAACUUAAGACAAUUCUAAGAUAGAGUUGUGUUCUGUUAUGUAAUCAAACAAAACCUAUCAUUUUUAACCGCUGUUUUUCUCAAAAUUUGUGAUUUAAUAAGCAUUCCUUCGCUUUCGGGAAAAAAAGA
This is a messenger RNA of Symsagittifera roscoffensis, 1307 nucleotides long. Its product is annotated as beta-3 adrenergic receptor-like. Lineage: Eukaryota; Metazoa; Xenacoelomorpha; Acoela; Convolutidae. Gene Ontology annotation, molecular function: G protein-coupled receptor activity. The record is from RefSeq and is a predicted model, not a curated record. The transcript is spliced from 3 exons. Gene Ontology annotation, cellular component: plasma membrane. Gene Ontology annotation, biological process: G protein-coupled receptor signaling pathway. The coding region runs from base 139 to 1149 and encodes 336 amino acids.